CUCAGAUCCGUCAGACCACAGACCCGACUAGAGACAACAACACUGACACAUCGGGACCGCAUUUCAGUUCGCAGCCGGCCAUGGGUGUAGUCUCUCCGCGGACUCAGUAGCACCGCCGGUAAAACCUGCAGGUUUCCUCCUCAUGAAGGAGCUCCGUCCCGGCUGAGUUUGGGAGAUGGGAGUCCAAAACAUCGCAGACCAGCCUCCUCUGGUCCAGGCUGUCUUCAAUCGUAAUGCUGAAGAAGUUCAACUACUAUUGCACAAAAAGGAGGAUGUCAAUGCACUGGACCAAGAGCGCCGUACUCCACUUCAUGCUGCUGCCUGUGUGGGGGACGUCCAUAUAAUGGACCUCCUCAUCGAAUCAGGUGCCACUGUAAAUGCUAAGGACCAUGUCUGGUUGACCCCGUUGCACAGAGCGGCCGCUUCCAGGAAUGAAAGGGCCGUCGGGCUGCUGCUGCGGCGCGGAGCCGAGGCGACGGCUCGAGAUAAGUUCUGGCAGACGCCGCUGCACGUGGCGGCCGCUAACCGCUCGACGCGCUGCGCUGAGGCGUUGCUCUCCCAGCAGAGCAACCUGAACAUGGCCGACCGCUACGGCAGGACGGCGCUGCACCACGCCGCGCAGAGCGGCUUUCAGGAGAUGGUGAAGCUGCUGCUGAACAAAGGGGCCAACCUGAGCGCCAUCGAUAAGAAGGAGAGACAGCCCAUCCAUUGUGCUGCUUACUUGGGGCAUUCGGAGGUGGUGAAGCUGCUGGUGUCGCGCAGCGCCGAUAAGAGCUGUAAGGAUAAGCAGGGCUACACCCCCCUCCACGCUGCGGCCGCCAGUGGACACCUGGACAUCGUGAAGUACCUGCUGAGGAUGGGCACAGAGAUUGGUGCGGUGUCGGAUGUGUUUGGGGAGAGAGCUGCAGAGGGGGGGGUCGGUGGCAGAGGAGAAGGCUCCGCCCCCCCGGGUCCGUCGCUCGGCCCCGUGAGGUGGAGACAGGAAGUGAGCGUCAGAGGAGCGAAGGCGGCAGGAAGGAGUGUGGUGGUGGAGCAGGUCGGCGAGAUCGACGAGCCCAACGGCUUCGGGAACACGGCGCUGCACGUGGCCUGCUACACGGGGCAGGAGGCGGUGGCCAACGAGCUGGUGAACCACGGAGCCAACGUGAACCAGCCCAACCGCUGCGGGUACACCCCACUUCACCUGGCCGCCGUCUCCACCAACGGAGCCCUCUGCCUGGAGCUGCUGGUCAACAACGGGGCGGACGUCAACCAGCAGAGCAAAAAAGGGAAGAGCCCCCUGCACAUGGCAGCCAUUCACGGACGCUUCACACGCUCUCAGAUCCUCAUCCAGAACGGUGGGGAGAUCGACUGCGUGGAUAAGUACGGCAAUACUCCUCUCCACGUUGCUGCUAAGUACGGCCAUGAACUGCUGAUCAGCACUCUGAUGACCAACGGAGCAGACACGGCCAGGCGUGGGAUCCAUGGAAUGUUCCCUCUGCACUUAGCGGUGCUCUACGGGUUUUCAGACUGUUGUCGCAAGUUACUCUCCUCAGGUCAGCUGUACAGUAUCGUCUCCUCCAUGAGUAAGGAGCACGUUCUCUCAGCUGGGUUUGACAUAAACACCCCCGAUAACUUUGGGAGGACCUGUCUACACGCUGCUGCCUCCGGAGGAAACGUUGAAUGUCUGAACUUGCUCUUAAGUAGCGGGACCGACUUGAAUAAGAGGGACAUAAUGGGAAGGACCCCGUUGCACUAUGCGGCUGCUAAUGGGAGGUACCAGUGCACUGUGACGCUGGUGAGCGCCGGCGCUGAGGUCAACGAGCCGGACCAGACGGGCUGCACCCCCCUGCACUACUCCGCCGCCUCGCAGGCCUUCAGCAGAGCUGAUCGGCAUUUUUCUGCAAACCAUCAGAACGAUGAGGACGAAGCCAAGGAGUCGUACUUCUGCUUGGAGCAUCUCCUCGAUAACGGAGCGGAUCCAUCCAUGGUGAACUCAAAGGGUUACAGCGCCGUUCACUACGCAGCGUACCACGGGAACAAACAGAACCUGGAGCUGCUCCUGGAGAUGUCCUUUAACGCACUAGGAGACAUCGAGAGCAGCAUUCCAGUCAGUCCUCUGCACCUCGCUGCUGAUAAGGGUCACUGGCAGGCGCUGCGUGUCCUGACGGAGACGGCGGCGUACGUGGACAUGCAGGACGCCGCGGGGCGCUCGGUGCUCUACCUGGCGGCUCAGAAAGGGUUCCCACGCUGCGUGGAGGUGCUGCUGGCUCAGGGAGCGUCCUGCCUGCUCAACGACACCCGCCUCAUGUGGACGCCCAUCCACGUCGCAGCCUCCAACGGUCACUCGGACUGCCUGCGGAUGAUGAUCGAUUACGGGGAGGAGGGGGAUCUCACCAACGUGGCGGACAAAUUUGGACAGACCCCGCUGAUGCUCGCUGUCUUGGGGGGUCACACUGACUGCGUCGACUUCCUGUUGGAGAAGGGGGCUCUGCCCGACGCCAAGGACAAGAGGGGCAGCACGGCUCUGCACAGAGGGGCGGUGUUGGGGCACGAUGACUGUGUGUGUGCGCUGCUGCAGCACAAAGCGUCCGCUGUGUGUCGGGACGUGCAGGGCCGGACGCCGCUGCACUACGCCGCCUCCAGAGGACACACAGAGAUCCUGGCGGCGCUGGUGCAGGCGGCGCUGACCGCAGACACGCAGAACAACAUGCUGGACGACAAGCAGUACACCCCCCUGCACUGGGCCGCGUACAAAGGGCAUGAAGCGUGUCUGGAGGUCUUACUUGAAUUCAAAACAUUAAUCCAUGAAGAGGGAAACCCGUUCACCCCCCUGCACUGUGCUCUGAUGAACGGACACAGCGGCGCUGCAGAGCGGCUGCUGGAGUCAGCGGGGGUUCACAUGAUCAACACCAGAGAUGCCAAAGGAAGGACCCCCCUGCAUGCCGCUGCGUUCGCUGAGGACGUCGCCGGCCUUCAGCUGGUGCUGCGUCACGGCUCAGAGAUCAACGCCGUGGACGUCAGCGGCUGCUCCGCCCUGAUGGUGGCUGCCGAUAAGGGACACAGCGGCACCGUGGCCAUCCUCCUGCACCGGGCCAAGGCUGACCUGACGCUGCUGGACGAGAACAAGAACACUGCCCUGCACCUCGCCUGCAGCAAGGCUCAUGAGAUGUGCGCUCUGCUGAUCCUCGGGGAGAUCCACAGUCCGACCCUCAUCAACGCCACCAACAGCACUCUGCAGAUGCCGCUGCACCUGGCGGCUCGUAACGGGCUGGCGACGGUGGUGCAGGCGCUGCUGAGCAGAGGAGCCACGGUGCUUGCUGUGGAUGAAGAAGGCCACACCCCGGCUCUGGCGUGCGCCCCUAACAAGGACGUGGCGGACUGCCUGGCUCUGAUCCUCUCCACCAUGAAGCCUUUCCCCCCGCGGGACCCUUCCUCCUCCUGCUCCUGCUCCCCGCCCACCGUGUCCCCCUCUCCGGCUCUGAACCUCCUGAAGCACUGCGGCAUCACGGCCGCCUGCGCCCCGCUGCCCAGCAACGGCCUCCACAACGGCUACGUGAAGGAGCGUCACGGCGCCGCGGUGGGGCUGGACGGCUGCCUGUCUGAGUGAGGACCCCCACCCUCGCCAGCCCUCAGCCAGCUGCUAACACCACCACCACCACCAUCGCCACCGGGAUGGGGGGCUCCCUUUAACCCAGAGGACCAGGAAGCACCGCCCACACGUCUGUUCUGUGUGUGUGUGUGUGUGUGUGUGUGUGUGUGGGGUCUUCUCUUGAGGUGCAGUCAAACCUUAUAUGCAAUUAGAUCCAUUCCUCAUCCCGUAGUGUAAAGCAGAUCGCUCUACAAGGUCACGCAGAUCCAAACCCAAAAGAAUCCGGCCAUUAAAGAAUAAUUUAACCCUUUAAAAGCAUAACGAUUAUAUAACCUGAAGCAUGGGGGUCAUAUCGCUCAGUAGAAACACCAUAUCAUGUGAUCAGUGACCUUGUAGAGGACCCUCCCCUGAAGAACGAUCGAAGACUCUCCCUUUGAUCGUUCCUCCUUUCCUCUUAUUUUUUUUUUUAAUUGUCCGUUAGAUUUUUAUGAAGGAACCACACAAGGGAAAAAAAAUCUCAAUUCUGACAGAGUGCAAUGCUUGUGUACUACAGUACAGUCCGAACACCUUCUGGAAAAAAGGGUCUCGAUUAAUUCCAUAGUGUUCUUUAAAGAAAGAAAAAAAACUCCGGCAUUUUAGGACGAUUUGGUAAAAGCUGCUGAUUCACACAUGCCGACUUCCUGUUUGAAAGAUGCUAAAAUACGUGUUUGUUAAAGCUAGAAUGUUUCUAAGCAUAUAACUUAUGACCAAAGUUGAUCAACACUAUUAUGGCUAUAAAUUAUUUAUUUGAGAUAAAGUGUACUGUACAGAGAAAGACAAUAGAUCUCGAUAUACCUCGUCAAUCGUUUAGCAGCUGCUCAUCUUCACCAGGCGGAGGAGAAACCGUAGGAUAGAGACUGACUGAGGCCUUUAAGAGGAAGGCUCUACUCGUAAUAUCUGCCAACAACACCUCAUCAAAGCAUCGUCUAUCCGAGCACAUAAAGUGAACAAGCCAUUUCAAUUUCUUUCCCAUCUCUUUUUCAACAGUGUUUCUUUCUUUGGAAGGUUUUUCAGAAAAGACGAGUCGGAUUGUGGUGUUUGUUUUUUUAAGGCACUUUUUUGUUUUUGUUUGUGUUUCUGGAGCUUUUAAAGGAGCUGGUGAGCGAGUCUUAACCAUCUCUUCGUGGUCAAUUCAAACAGAUAAGAGAGUAAUGUCUGCUACGUUUUAUUGGGCAGUUUUUCAAGCAAUAUUUUCUUUAUUUUGGCCCUUUUGUUUUGUUAUGAAUAGACAAUCACUGUCACAAAGGGCUUCUGUUUCCCUGGAAUGUGUUUCUGUUUUAUUAUUUCAUGAAAUAAUUAACCUAAAGACUAAACGAAUGGCUCUCUGUGUGUAUGUGUGUGUGUGUGUGCCGGGCAUUUUACUGUCAGUGUCAACACAAAUGCACUGGAUCGCCUUCUAUGGCAUCUCAUGAAAUGCCUUUUUGACCCAUGCCUUCCGUCACACAUCGUUUCAGUUGGAGCCCUGAGAAUCUUUCACACACACACACACACACCUUUUUACAGCAUUGUUGCACCCGUAGUGGGAGAGAAAAAACAAAACCAAUAGUUCAAUAUGUCCGAGACAGGGAGCUGAUUCCCUUCCAGAGGAGCGGGGAUCUUUGCUGAGGCCAACACCUGUUGUUGUUGUUGUUGUUUAGAUUUCAGGAAUAGCAGAAAUCCAAAUAUGUGCUUUUUUUUUGUGGUCUCCUCAUCCCAUUUCUUCUGGUACUCAAGAUGAUUGUAUCGGACCACUAGAGCUGUCAGUCUGUGACUUUAUAUCUAUGCUUUUCUAGAUUACACUGAGUCAGAUUGUUCUCUCCACCGGUGUGAUUCAGAGCGCCGGUCAUGAAGAGGCACAAUUGCACACAGGCGACCGGACGAGAGACGAGGACCUAGGAUGAUGGUUUAUCAUGACGCGCGUGAUUUAUUAAAACUGACAUGAAGUCCACUUUAAGCAGAACCCGGGUACGUUUACGUGCACAAAAUGAUCCGUUUUAUGCACUUAUUCCAGAAAAAGACGGAGAGGAGGCGCUUCAGUUAUUAUGAAUAGAAAGUAUUAAAACAGUAAUUGAAGAAAUACUUAAACAUAUACAGAAACAGCAAAAACACAGUUAAAAAAUACAACAAAAUGCAGUAUAUUAGAUUUUCAAAGUGGAUAUCUGUGCAGAGCUUGUUCUUCUUCAAGCCUGGCCCUGUUGACACACCAAGCACCUUGUUAGAAAGGUUGCUGCUCACAUCCAGGUGUCUAAAACUGUCAUUUAAAGCAGGCGUGUUGCUCCUUCAGACCAGUGUCACUGCUACAAAAAUCCAGAAUGAGAUGCUAUAAAAAUUGCAAAUGUUCCGUUUGAUUCUGAAUAUCCAAACAUAAUGAUGCCCGUAGUGAAUCGCCCUAUCUGGAAUAACAGUGUGAUGUGUUGAGCGCGUAAACGCAGUCCGGGUUGUUGAUUUGCUGCUGAAAUGAAAGGAAAUGAUCCCCAGCCUUUCUACGUUCUCUUGAACAAAAUUCAAUUCCAUUCUAUUAUUAUUAUUAACAUUAGAAAUAGGUACCUUUUUUGUUGUAAUCUCAGGAUCUGUGCUGAAGCAGCAGGCAGAAGUUAUUAACCAAUCAGAUCUCAGCAUUAUAUCGACUCUGUUGUGACGGGAUAAUUGUUUUACUUGGAAACCCAAAUCCCACAGCACUUAAUAAUUAGAUAGUGAAGCACGCACUUUAGUACAUUCAGGUUCUAAGUGCGCAACAUGGAGCAUAUGUAAGUGUGUACUUAUGUUUACAUGCGUGUGUGUGUGUUGCUGCUGAAUACAGGAAGGAAGGGUCGCGCAACCAAGUCGUACUCAAACGAUGCAUUAUUUAAAAAUCAAAAGACAAAAAAAACUAACGGGACUCCACUGCCCUCCUCUUGUGUUUGUGAGUUAUAUUUCAGGGCGAACGGCCCAGAGUUAAAGGGACGAGGUGACGUCACCCAGCCUGCUGCUGACAGAAGUCACUGCGAGCUGCGGCUCCUCGGAAAUCUCAAACUGAACCCUUCUGUUGAACCACAGUAUUCUCAUACAUGCUUUUUUUAUUUGUGCGAGUGAUUGUGCAUGCAGCUAGAUCCUGAUUUUGUAAAGAUGAGAGCUGCAGGACGACUGCAGUCAUUCGAUUCAUCGCUUGCUGUUUGAAAUGUCAGAAAUAGGAUGCAACACAAAAGUCCUUGGUCAGACGUGUAACAUCAGAGAAACAUGCCCUCUACGUUAGUGAGAAGCGUGUCUCAAAGUCUGUCUUGCAAUGUCAGAGAUAUUCACUCUGAAACAGGAGAGAGGCGUUAACACCGGAGCUGAAGUCUGCAUUUUCAAAUCCACGAUGAAUCGAUCCAUUGAUUUGUCGUUGUUGCAGCUCUGGUAUUGGUUAAGCCCGAACGGAGCGUGUACCUGGUGAAGCAAUGAGAGGUCCAACCAUAGCAAUAGAGAGGGUGUGUGUUACCGUGUGCAGCACAAACAUUGCGCUGCCAUCCGUUCAGGCCGGUUCAGCAAAUCGGAGCGUAAAUGCCAAUGGAAGAUUUAAAAGAAAUGAAACUGCGGGUUUAAGAUGUUCUCCUGAUGAUGAUGUUUGGGAACAAAUGAAGGCCUGUUUGCCAAAAUGCAUCGAGAGGUGGGCGAGAGGAGACCCUCUCUCUAUUAAAGCAACAAAGCAUUUAUGCAUUAGCCGUUAACAGUCUGACCAUCGAAUCUGAGCCAUGUGACUGAAGUGAAUGUAGGGUCAGUUCAGUUCCCCCGCUUCACUCUGUCGGUCUCCGUGUGUGCGCGUAGAUAAGACGAUACAGGUAGCAACCAACUCUCUACAUAUUUAUACGCAGUCUUCCUGCAUUGAUUUCCUUUCUGUUUGAAUAGGCCUGCUGUUGUGUAGUAUCGUGUGUGUGUGUAGCGUACAAGGUAGACACGUUCAUCCAUUCCAUUGAGAUUGCCUUACAGUAAAGAGGGACAAACGGUAGAUCUGAUCACACACUCGUCGUUUAAUAGCCUAUAUUUGACAAAAAUGCACCUAAGCUACACCCAUUUAGUGCCAUAGAAACCUUUAUUUGCCUUUAGACAUCAAUCAUACUCACAUGGUCAGUAAAUAUUCAGAAGUAGGCAGGAGUAUCUGUGUUUGGAGCUGCAUGUUUUUCCACCAGUUAUUAUUCUAUCAGAACUAUAUCAAUAUUUGCAUGGGAUAUUAGAAUGCAAGUAUUCUGUUAACCUGGUAGAAGUCGGUUGUAUAAUUGGACUUUUUUUAAUCCCCUUUGGUAUCGUGUGUGUGUGUGUGUGUGUGUGAGAGUAAUAAGAUCAUGUAUGAGGAAAACCAAUUGUUGAUGUCCAUAAAAAAGCAUGGUAUAGAAUUGAUUUGCCUCAAACAGAUGUCACCGCGCUAUGGGAGAGGAUUAGGGCCACAUGAGAGAAGCAUUUUGGGUUGGGACAAAGUCUGAAAAAAGUUGAGUUCUGAGAUUAAAUUCAGAAACCUGAGAAACACUCGAGAUUCUGGGGAAAUUAAAAUUCCAAAAUUCUUAAUAAGAAUUCUGGAAAAGAAAAAAAUCAAAACCCCAAAAUUUCAGAGAAAGUCAAAUUCUGGGAAAAGUCAAAUAAAGAAUCUCCAGAUUCUGAGAUUUAAAGGUACAGCUUCUUUUGAUUUUGCUCGCAUCCAAAAUCAAUGCCUCAAGUGGCAAUAAUCCUCGUCUGAUGCUUACUUGAAUUAAAACGGCAAAUUUCAAUUCAACUUUCUGAUCCACUGUUGAGCCUUUUGCCUUAAAAAGCUGAAAAAAAUGACCUGGCAGUAAACGUGCGUCACCUGUAGAGAUCUGCUAUUCGUCGGAUUGUUAAAUAAAACUAAUGUUGGACAUCUCCGGGUGUCAAGCACACGGAUGUGAGGAGGAAGCUGACGGUUGCCGGUGCUGCAGAGAUUGUUAAGGAUUUCGCCAUAUUCGCCACUGAAUGAAUGAAUUUCACUCGUAAACAAUCAAAGCUGGCUCCUCCGUCAUCCAGAGCCGGGACACCGGGGGUAAAGUGGUGUACCUCCGAUGAGAAAAGAAACUGUUGCUUAUUGUACAGCUAUGCUAACAGAGUUAAAUCUCGUGGUCCAGUGUGUAAAUCAUGCUUAAACCAGCCUGAAAUCAGAGAGCUGUUAGAUUAGAUGUUUCCUACCCUCUUUGGGGGGGGGGGGCGCCGCGCCUCCUUCUAUCGGACCUGCAGUUUUACCUCAUCAGUGAUGUUGUUGCUGACGUUUCUCCUCUGUGAUUUCUCUCGUCUAGUUUCUCUCUUAUAGUGCGAGUGGCUUCUCAGUAUAUGCAUGUCGGAUAUUUAAAACGUGCUCAAACUACAAACCCUUUCUUAUUUUCAGAUCAUGUUUCUCUUCAUUGCAGCCCACAGAGGUAACACAGGGUGAAGGUAGCUAUAAAACUUUACCUCUGGGAGUCAAAAAGACACUGAAUCUGACUGUAUGGCUCACGCUAGUUUGACCGCCUUCCCCUCCCGUUGACCCCACCAGUAGUGUGUGACACGGAGCUCAGCGGGGGCAUGGUGCCUUUUAUUUGUUACUACCGAAAGGUACGGUCUUCCAUUCGUAUUUCCCAGAAGCCUUAUAAUGGGAAAAGGAAAUGACACUGACUACAGCCCCCCCCGAUCUGAAGACAAAACUCAGAAUAAAUUGCACAUGCGAUGCGAUUUCUCUGCUUUUGAUUAGGGUACAGCAACACAUUUCAAAGGAUGGGGGUUAAAAAAAAAAGCACAAAUCCAAAGAAGGCACCAAAUUUAGGAACGGAGAAACAUGAGUUUGAUUGUUAUAAAUAAAACACAAGAACUGUAGAGAGACCGGCGUCAGAGCUCCUUCUGAUUCUUCCUCUUCAUCCAUUCAAGAUCAAGUGUAGGCAAAGUGUGUGUGUGUGUGUGUGUGUGUGUGUCCGUGCUGCAGAGUGUAGACACGCGUUUCCUGUUAGCCUGGCGCUCGUAGCUGUGUGCAGUGGUAAUAACGGUGUGAUCAUACUAAUAAUAGAAGUGACGUAACAUUCGUUGUCAUUUAACGGCAUGAAUCUCAAGCUGACCUCGUUUUUUGAAAAUAGACAAAAGAUAAAAAGUGCAAUAACCUUUUGUUUAUCGUUGCUCCCUUUGGUUGAGAAAUACUCAUAUUUAAUAUUCAGUUUAACACCAAAAGUCCCUGUCUGUAGAACAGUGUGUGUGUGUGUGUGUGUGUGUGUGUGUGUUUGUACGCGCAGAGAGGCGGCAUUUGAUCGUGUGUGUGUUUGAUAUUUCAUCUGAAAACUGUGAUUAUAAUAUCUGACUUUUAAAAAGCUGCCUGCUCAGAGAAGGACUGCACAAGUUGACUGAUAGAUUUGAGUAGGUGCAGCUUUUGGGACUUUGAUGGUAUAGUAGUUCUGCUUCUAGCCGGUUCAUUUGCAUGUGUAGACGUGGAUAUGCAUCCUCCUCCUCCUCCUCCUCCUCCUCCUCGAAUGAAAUGUUUUCUCAAAAAUAUUUAGACCUGCUGUCAGUGACGUGUGCGGAUACAAGGAAAUAUGAAAUGCCUUAUAUUUGUUUUCAGUGUCGAGCAUUAAGGGUUCUUCCCGUGUCCCUCCCUCUUCAGCGUGUAGCCUAAAGCGUGUGCAGAUAAGACGCUCUUGAGAUUUCUAUCUACUGUAUAGCCUGUGUGUGUUCUCAUGUGUUUCCUGGAGGUCCUGUGAUUGUGGUUUUAGAGAAAAACAUUCCCCUUUUUGAAAGUGCCGUUUGUUUUCACCAGCAGAGGAGGGGAAAGUGUAUUUCCACAAAGGAAAACAAACACUUUCCGGUGUUUACUGUCGAACUGAAUGACACAAAGUAUUUGUGCAGGUGAAAUAAGGCAGCAAUCUUCUGAUGCAGCACCUUAUAGACUUCUUCUUCUGUGGAAAUGGUCCCACGCAUUACUGUAAAGCAGAGCCAUAUCAGACAAUUUGCCCCUUAGGAGCCCCUUUGAAUGUGCUAUUAGGAAUAGCCUACUGUAGGAAAGGAUGUAGUUCUGCAUGUUCUGUGACUUUUGUUUGUAGCGGGUCGUCCCUUUUCAUGUGUUUAUGUUUAGUCCGCUUCACUGUAGACGGCGCCACCUCAUUGCAACUCACGAGCUAUUAAACAAUCCUCCCGACUGGACGUAGAGCAGCCUUAACUCAGCGAGCUAACCGUAUGAUAAAGGGUUGCCUGUUUUUACGUUGAGUGGCUUAUCUGGGGGAUUAAGAGGGGGCUGAAUCAGGGCGUGUGAUGAGUUACAAUCAAAACGUUUCACAGUGCACCUUCACAAAAAAAAAAAAGGAUUUCAAAAUAAGAGUUGGCUCGUCCGACCUACAUUCCAAAGUCGACUUUAAUUUCUCCGCCGAUCAAGGAAAUCUUUUUUUGUGCUUUUGCUGGUGAAAGAAGUGCGUCAAUGACAGGGUUCCCUACUUUAACGCUGAUUACCUCAUUUACAAAUCUGCAAAUAUCCUGCUCUACUGUGUGUGAUAAAGGAGUCGAUGCCAUCACCAGCACCUGUGAUGCCGACAGGACCAAUGAAGUUAGAACAGCAGUGUAGAGUCGACGCCCGGGCGGGACAAGUAGGGUUAAGACGUUUUAAAUUAUUUUGUGAGGCCGCUAAGAUUUCUCCAGUUUGUAAAAAUAUCCACCGCUGCUGCACCAGUCUGCACCCAGAGCUGUAGGGGGGGUGCUAUUUGAGAUUUGUGGUCAGAUAUAUGACGGCGCAUUAAGGUCUUUGUUGGUAAGAAUAAUAAUUAUAGAACCGGAGAAAAAAAGGGUUGAUGUGACGAGAAAUAAGUUUGGUUAAAAACGUGUAAAUAAUCAGUACUUCUUGGCAGGAAAAGUUUCUGAUAAAUUUGGUAGAUUUAAAGAAAGACACCUGCUCAGAUCAGAGUAAUUAAAACAAAAAGUUCUGCAAAUAAAACCAUAAACUCACAAGACGUUCUCUGGGAUUGAAAACUGCAUUUUAAGAUAAGUCUUAAAUUUAAGAGCAAGAAUCCGAUGAAUUCAGAUAAUAAUUCCUCCUGAGACCUGGAAAAAUAAAGGUUAGAAAUCAGAGAAAAUAAGUCAAAUUCUGGUGAAAGAAAACCAAAGUUCAGAGGAAAACUCCAAUUCUGGGGAAAUCUACAUUCUGAGUUUUACUUCAUUUAGAUUUUGUAUUGUCAUGUUCUGACUUCAAUCUUACAGCAUCCCCCGUCUCCCCCGUCUCCCUAAUGUUAAGUGUUAUUAUUACCUACAGAGCCACCUAUAUGCCGUCGUACAGAUCACGAUCUCCUUGCGACGGGCUGCCGCGGCGGCUGCAGGCGUUCCUCCACGUUAGCAUCACUUGCUGUUUUUCAGUAGCAUUUCUCCUACCUCCAUGUUUUUGCAGCCUUGAGUAUUGUUUGUCUCUCCACCUAUAAUAAAAGAUACUCACAGUACGGGAUUACAGAUUUAUCAUAAGCAAUGGUAGUUUAAAACAUAACGUGUGCUUGGUUGUGCUGUAUGUGUAUAUGUCUUAUUUGACGUUGAUUAAAAAAACAAACUAUUUAUGAGAAGCAUUUAUACGACAAAAUACCACUGGAAUGUGAAGCCAGACAAUGUUAUGAUGCAGAUUAUGAUGAUAGUCUAUCCCCUUUAACAUUCAGAGGACUUUUAUUUCACCAUGCAUUGGCUUUUAUUUUUGUUUCCUCGUACUGCCCCGUGUAGUUUGCAUUACUCCGACGUUUACAGCUUCGCCGUCGCUCCGUUGUUCCCCCGCAGCUGUAAAAGAAAAGUGAAAAAUGGUGGAUUUGUAUUUCUGUACGAUGCCUUUCAACACAUUUGUCCACUCAAAACCAAAUUCUACAGGCGUCCGUCUCACUGCCCCACUUGACCUUCAGUUGAACAGUGAGGGGUGGGGAAGGGGGGGCAGGAGGUGAAAGGUUUGAGGUUUUCUGACCCCCCAUUAAACCCCCUUAAUCCAGAACAGGACCCCCACCCUCUACCUGAAACCUCAAGCCAUUCAUUUGUUUAUUUAAUUUUUUGUUUCUUUUUUCUCGACAAUGCAAUCCUGAAAGCACUUUGCCUUGUGAUUCCUUCGUGUGAACAUGUGAAUGAUGAUUUGUUACAACAAUGUUAAAUAUGUAAAAGAUCAUUCACUGUUUUGGAAAAACCUGCAUCUGUCUUUCUGACGUUAAAAGGAAAGGAAAAAAAACAAUUUAGUGACAUUAAGAACCUGAAUCUAUUUUAUAAAAUGUUUGCUGCAGCCAAUUGGUCUUGUCAUUCAGUAUUGUGGCUUAGGGUUGUUUGUGUUCAAUAAAGUGCUAUUGCUAAAUA
Molecule: messenger RNA, 12859 nt
Organism: Eleginops maclovinus (Patagonian blennie)
Lineage: Eukaryota; Metazoa; Chordata; Actinopteri; Perciformes; Eleginopidae
Gene: ankrd52a
Product: ankyrin repeat domain 52a
Exons: 29
Coding region: 176-3589 (1137 amino acids)
Molecular function (GO): protein binding
Source: RefSeq, a predicted model, not a curated record